CGAGGCCAGGAACGAUGGGCCGGAAGCUGGACCUGUCGGGCCUGACGGACGACGAGGCGGAGCACGUCUUGAAAGUGGUCAAGCGGGACAUGAAGCUGCGAAAGAAGGAGGAGGAGAGGCUGAGUGAGCUGAAGCAGGAGCUGGCGGAGGAAGGCAGCAGAUGCUCCAUCCUCUCCAAGCAGCACCGCUUCAACGAGCACUGCUGUAUCCGCUGCUGCGCGCCCUUCACCUUCCUGCUCAACCCCAAGCGCCAGUGCCUGGACUGCCAGUACAACGUCUGCAAGACCUGCUGCACCUACAACAAGAGGGACAAAGCCUGGCUCUGCUCUGCAUGCCAGAAGGGCAGGAUUUUAAGGACACAGUCGCUUGAAUGGUAUUAUAACAAUGUGAAGAGUCGCUUCAAGAGGUUCGGCAGUGCCAAGGUUUUGAAGACUCUGUACAGAAAGCACAUUAUAGAGAGAGGAACGCUCUCUGAUCUCCCAGAAAGCAGUGUUCACGAGGGAAGCACCGGCAACGACAAUGAUGGCAGCAUCUGUGGCAGUGACUCCGCCUUCUACAAACAGAGUGAAGGACACAGUAUGGCAGAGACGCUCACAGUCGCCCUACGUGUUGCUGAAGAGGCUAUAGAGGAGGCCAUUGCUAAGGCAGAGGAGUUCAGUGACAGCUUGGAAAAGCAGAAUGAGGCUCGGUAUCUGCGGGACCACAAAGAGGAGCUCAUAGAGGAACUUGCCACAACCAUUGUACAAAAAAUCAUCCAGAGGAGGAAGUGUUCAGAGAUGCAGACAGAGUAUGAGUUUGUCUGGCCUCAGCCUCAGUCCCUGAUCCAGCCCAGUGAACUCCCCUCUCCGUCUCAGCCUCAAGCUUCUUCACAAGGACCACAGGACCCCCUCAAGACCUCCUACUCCCUCUGGCGGUCACGGUCAGCGUUCUCCCUCACCAGUGACGACUCCCCAGAGAAGGGUCCAGAGGAGGAGGGUGCCGGGGCGGGCGGUGGCUUGCAAGAGUAUGCUUCUCUGAAGAGGGAGGGCAAGGCCACGUCUCUACCCAGCUGGAAGAGUGUAGACCGCUUGGAUAACUCCAGUGCAUCCUCAGUGCUCCAGAGCCCAGACGGUAACUGGAUCGCUCUGCACAGCUCACAGCUGUCUCGGCCCAGCCUGCUAACCAAGAGGAAGAGCCUGGUGUUUAGCGUGUUGGAAAAGGAGUCCGGCGUCGUCUCAGCUUACGACGAGAUGGGAUCCAACUCUGAGGAGGACGACGAAGGCGGCUGGGGUGCGGCGUUGCGGCAGUUCCGGCGCAAACUGUCCGAUGAGACUUACUACACGGACUCGCAGCACGACCCGGAGUGGACAUACACCCAGCACCUUCCCAUUACCUCACCGUCCUCUGGCCAGUACACCAACACAGAGACUCUCAACUCCGACUCAGAGGCCUCAUCGGUGCUGUCCGCAUGUCCUCGCAAACCACCUCACAACCUGCUGAGGAAGAAAGGACCGCUGGACACACACCUGCACCCUCAUCACCAGCCGCUCUACCACCAACACCUUCACCAGAACUUCUCUCCGUAUCCACUCCACUCAGAGGCACUGGAUGUGAACUUUAACCCUAAGGUGAUGGGAGACAGCAGCGAGGCUGAGGAGAGGCAGAGUGACCCGGUCAGAAAAUCACGCCGACGCAGGAAAAGCAAGAGAGAGUCGUCAGCAGAGCAGAGCAGGCCUGCAGGCCAGAGCCACGCACAGUCCAUCUACCCAUUAGUACAGGAGAAUGGUGGUUUUCUACUCAAUGCCCUUCUGAAGAGGGGUUUAAGUGUGGAACAGUCAGUACCUGACACUAUGCCAGUGGCCACAGCUGCACCAGACGCCUUCAAAUUAGAUGCCAUGACACCCGACACAGUGACCCCAAAUUCAGCAGCCCCCAGCCCUCCACAGCCCCACUCUCUGGCUCCGGGAUCCCAGCACUCGCCCAGCAGCUCAGGGCCUGGAGACCCUCUGGAAGAGGAGCUGCGAUCCAGACUCAGCCAGCUGGUCAGCCGUGCCAACAGCAAAGACAGCAGCUCAUCUGAAGAGGAGUGCACAAAGCAACCUGUGAACAAACAGACGGAUAAAGAAAGUGACAGACAGAGAGAGAAGAUGAGGCCAAAAGAUGCAGAGAGAGAAAGGCAGAGGGCAAGUGAAAGAUUAAGAGACAGGACCGGCAGUAAGGAAAGAGAGAGAACAAGUGAAACAGUGGAACAAGUGAAUGGACAAGAGAUGAAAAGAAGUGAGAGACUAAAAAAGAGUCUUUCAGUGAGAGAAGAAGGAAGAGUUAGGGAGAAGAGGUUAGAGAAAGGAGUGGAAUGUUUGGAAGAGAAAGUACCAAAGUACAUCCAGGAGCAAAAGAGAGGAGAUAAAAGAGAGCCGAAUAGACAAAGUAAGAGACAACAUAAAAGAGAUGUGGACAAGGAAGCAGAACAGAAAGGAGGAGCAAGGAGUGGAUCCAGCGCAAGUUCACCUGCUAUUACACCUUCUUCCCAGGAGGGGGUGCUGUCAGACAACCAGGAGGGACAGAACGACUUGGAGCAACAGCAGAGGCUUCAGUUGCUCUCUUCUCUCUUGCAGCAGCAGAAGUACUCGGCGGCCUCUCUCUGCAGCAUCACCACAGAGGUGCUGAAGGUUUUGAACGCUACAGAGGAGCUGAUUGGUGAGGCAGGAGGUGAGAGCUAUACCCCAUCAGAGUCCAUGAGUGCUUCCCCCAUCUCCAGUAGCUCUGAGACCCGCAGGCUGGACCAGAGGCUGACCAAGAUGGAGGAGAAUGUGUACCUGACUGCUGGUGCUGUGUACGGGCUUGAGGGGGCGCUGGGGGACCUGGAGCAGUGUGCCCGCAGUAUUAGCAGUGGCACCACAGACACAGAGCUUGCCUUCCUGGAGGACCAGGUGGCCACCGCAGCCGCUCAGGUUCAGCAGUCUGAAUUACAGGUAUCAAAUAUUGAGGCCAGGAUAUCAGCUCUGAAAACAGCAGGGUUGAAUGUGGCUGUCAGCAAUCGCUUCUCCAAGAUCAAGCCAAUGGCUAAGCCUCAAACCCUGGACUCAUCACGCCAUCAAAGGAGGAAGCUUCCAGCCCCUCCACUGAAAGAAAAGUUGGAGCCAGAGCAGCAGGUGAAAGUGUUUCGGCCACAGUGACAGUCAGCAGCACAACGAGUCCCUCAGGGCCACUUCAGAGCCCCAGGGACGGGGGGCCCUCUCAUCCAGUGCCUUGAUCCAGUGUCGCCUCCAGCUCCAGGCCAAGCAGGGGCCAACACCUGCCCUGUGUGAUCCACCAAGCACUCAGCCCUCAGCCAGGCACGGUACCGCAUCAGUCAAAUGACUCACGGAAGACAUGACUGGCUCUUUCCUCUUUUCCACUUUAUCCUCCAUUUUGUCCUGCUCACCAUGCACAUAUCAUCAAGCAAGGAUGACUCAACAGUCAGUGUCUCUGCCUUAAAAAUCUGCAAACACUCCUCAUGACCCAAGUGAAAAAGAAUAUCUGUACAGACAAAAAGAACUCUCAUUUCCUUUUUUUAAUCUGUCUGCAAGAGUAUCGUGAGUUACUGUACAAUGACGACGUGGAAAAAUCAUGUGAAACUUUCUGUGAUUCAGUGUCCCAAAAAGAGGCUGAGCCGUGUUUUAUACUGCAUCUUCUUUUUCACCAAAUGAAAUGUCAUGAGGAAUCUUAUCAUACUGUAAGCCCCUUCAGAGCUUUUUUGGAUGAUUGUCCUUGUUCACACCCACAGCUAUCAGAUGGUAAUCCUCAUUUGGGGAAUGAUUGUAACACCUUUGACAUUUUAACCAUUUAAAAAAAUGUAUGCACUUACCAGGAAAUAGUAUUUAGAUGUGCAAAGUAUCAGACCAAAACAUUUUUGUCCUUCCUUCCUGCCACUGAAAUUGCUAGAUGGCAAUAAUGGAACACAAAGCACACUUGAGAAAUCUGUCAUUCUUUAUAAACAGCCUCAGUAGUUGAAGGAAUAGUUUGACAUUUUGGGUAGUAUUCCUCUGUUUUGCUAAGAGUUACGGGAGAAGAUUGAUACCACUCUCACUUCUGUUCAGUAAAAGUGUAGCCUGUUAGCUUAGCUUAGCAUGAAGACUGGAAACAGAGGGAAAACAGCUACCCUGACUCUGUUCAAAAAAACAACUAUUCCUUAAAUAAAUGCAAACUGCAAUGACUUACUGGGGAAGUGCGCUCCCAUUUAUUUAGAAAAGGAAAUAACUCCUCAGUAGACACACACACACACACACACACACACACACACACACACUACAGCCUUAAUGUGGAAGCUGUGAGCUUUUACAUUGAAAUUAGUCAAAAUAAGGUUUGGUUAAUGUCUGAAUGUCAGAUAAACUCGGCUCAACCUAAAUCUCCAUAGGUUUGACAUUCAGCUUUGGUCUGACAGCCUUCCCUCAUACAGUAUUCUUCAACCUAAAGUCAUUUUCUUCCUCUCUGUCAGUUCCUUUGUUUACUUUCAAACGUGGCCUUUUAUUUGAACUAAAAGGUAUUUUCAUGUUUCCCCUUCGCUGGGUCAUGUCCAAACUUUUGUGUUACAUUGCAAAGAUUUUUACAUAAUGAAGUCUGACGGGCUAUAUAACAAAUGCCAUGAAACCAUGAUUUUGUUACAAGCAAUUUAUUUUUGUACUUACUGAACGUUUUUAUGCAAUACCACUGAAACACGUACUAUUGCAAAUUAAAGGCUUUAUUCUCUCCUCAAAGGAGCCCUCCUCAGCCAGUCCUAUCAGACUCUCAUGUGUGAUGAUUCAAAGUGCUUUCAGUGUAUGCCUGCAUUUACCAUUUGAUAUUCUGCCAGUAAUGACGAUGGUAAAUGUUAAAUAAACAAAGGUGACAUCAGGCAUUUUUGGAGCGGCUAGUACGAUUCAUACUGUAUUUUACUCCUUAAACACUAGAUUUGAGAAUAUUGCCUUUCAUUUUUGGGUUAUUUUUCUUUACUCUGUGACCACUUAUAUUAGUCAGAAUCUCAGUUGGCCAUGCGGUUGUCAAAGGUUUUUUGCUGUGGUUACAGCUUAAGAGCAGAGUUGGAUUUCCUGAUAGACUGCUUGAACUAAAAGGUGCAAUGAUCUUCUGUAUGAAUGCUCUGCCAUUUCUAUUAGUGACCUUUUCAUCCCAGCCUUUCACAUCUCUGUUUUUCCUGUACUUUUGUCAAUCUUGUUCUCCAGAGGUGUUGGUGUAUAAAAGCAUGUUUCUGGUUUUAUCACAAUUGAUGUAAAAUGUUCCAUGAGAAGCACAGCCACAAGGGUCCAAUCAUCAGUGUCCUGUAUUUUUCUAAUGUAAAAAAAAAAUUAAUAAUCUCAUCACAGAAUUUGUUAAUAUGUAUAUGUGUGAAAAGAUGGAUAUGAUACAGAAUAAUAUAUGAAUUGCCCAAUCAUAGUUGACCAAUCUUUCUAUGUUGUGUGAAAGAGACUGUGUGCAAUUGUCAUGACUUGUAAGGCUUGAUUCACACAGGAAGUUUAAUUUACUACUGUAACUGUGUCCCAGAUACUCAGAAAUGAUGAGAUUCACACAGAGUUAAAAACAAAUCUUACUUUUGUUCUUGUUUAAAUCCAGUGUGAGUGACUACAAUGAGGUUCACUGUGCACAGCUCCACAGGGGGGCAUUCACUUUAAUGUGCAAUCGUUCGUUGCAAUCCAUAUGACAUGUUGGGGAAAAUAUUAACAAGCAAAAAAUACAGAUUCUCUAUGUGCCACAGUACUCUGAGGAAAACAAAUGUAUUAUAAAAUGAAUAAAAUUUGCAAACCUAAA
Molecule: messenger RNA, 5760 nt
Organism: Siniperca chuatsi (mandarin fish)
Lineage: Eukaryota; Metazoa; Chordata; Actinopteri; Centrarchiformes; Sinipercidae
Gene: myripb
Product: myosin VIIA and Rab interacting protein b
Exons: 17
Coding region: 15-3155 (1046 amino acids)
Biological process (GO): intracellular protein transport
Cellular component (GO): cortical actin cytoskeleton
Molecular function (GO): myosin binding; small GTPase binding; actin binding
Source: RefSeq, a predicted model, not a curated record